Molecule: messenger RNA, 3847 nt
Organism: Boleophthalmus pectinirostris (great blue-spotted mudskipper)
Lineage: Eukaryota; Metazoa; Chordata; Actinopteri; Gobiiformes; Gobiidae
Gene: arhgap42a
Product: Rho GTPase activating protein 42a
Exons: 23
Coding region: 312-3278 (988 amino acids)
Biological process (GO): signal transduction
Cellular component (GO): cytoplasm
Molecular function (GO): protein binding; GTPase activator activity
Source: RefSeq, a predicted model, not a curated record
UUAAAUGCUUUUUAUGACAUCUUUGACUUCUUUCAGUAAUAACAACAAUCGGAAGGACUGUUGGUGCUGUUUUUGUUUCGCAAGUAUAUGAAAAUAGUUGAAAAGAGCAAGAAGACAAGUUUUAACUCUGAACUUUGUAAGACGCGCUGCUGUAUCCAGUGUCCGGAAGUUCCGAAGGAAAAAAGAAAAAGGCAUGAAAAAGAGCUGGCCACUUUUCCCAGAGCUCACUGAAACGCGAUUUACUCUCACCCUUUGAGACGACUGUAGCUUUUGUAUUUGCUUGUUAAAAAUACGCAGUCUUCUAUUUAUCGAUGGGUCUUCCUACGUUGGAGUUUAGUGACUCUUUUCUAGACAGCCCGGAGUUCAGAGAAAGACUACAGUGCCAUGAAGUAGAGCUAGAGAGGACGAACCGAUUCAUAAAGGACCUUAUUAAAGAUGGCAACAUGCUCAUAUCCGCACUUAGAGCUUUGUCUCUGGCCGUGCAGCGCUUCUCUCAGUCUCUUCAGGAGUUUCAGUUUGAGUGUAUUGGAGACGCAGAGACAGACGAUGAAAUGAAUAUAGCUCAGUCCUUGAAGGAGUUUUCUCAGCUCUUGAGCACAGUAGAAGAAGAGAGAAAACGACUGAUUCAAAAUGCAGAUGAUGUGUUGAUUUCACCACUUGAGAGAUUUCGAAAGGAACAGAUUGGAGCGGUCAAGGAGGGAAAGAAACAGUUCGACAAAGAGACAGAGAGAUACUACUCAGUUUUGGAAAAGCACUUGAGUCUUUCAUCCAAAAAGAAAGAGUCUCAGCUACAUGAGGCUGAUUCACAGAUGAGCAAAGACAGACAGAUUUUUUAUGACGCAUCUCUGCAGUAUGUCUUCAAAAUCCAAGAGGUCCAAGAGAGGAAGAAGUUUGAGUUUGUUGAACCGCUGUUGGCCUUCCUUCAGGGCUUGUUCACAUUUUACCAUGAGGGCUAUGAGCUGGCCAGUGAGUUUGACCCCUACAAGCAGCAACUGCAGUUCAACCUGCAGAAUGCAAGAAACAACUUUGAAAGCACUCGCGCAGAGGUGGAGAGGCUGAUGAAGAGGAUCAGAUCUGCAGAGGAAGACUUCAAGGCGCCCAGUCCCUACACUAUGGAAGGAUACCUGUACAUACAAGAAAAACGUCCACUGGGCAGUGUGUGGACAAGGUACUACUGUACAUAUGAGAGAAGCUCCAAAAUGUUCACCAUGAGCAGCCCAGACGCCCGACCAGCCAACAGACAAAACGGUGUGGUGAAUGGGGCUCCAGAGAUGUUCAGACUACGUUCAUGUGUGAGAAGAAAAACAGAUUCAAUCGACAAGCGCUUCUGUUUUGAUAUUGAAGUGGUGGAGAGGUUGGUAACAUGUUUCACCUUGAAAACAGUUAUUGUAUUGUAUUGUAUUGUGUCUAGUCUAGAUAUAAUGGACUGUAUUCUCUCUCUUUGUAGACAUGGUGUUAUUACUCUACAAGCUCUCUCUGAUGCAAACAGACGUCUCUGGAUGGAAGCAAUGGAUGGGAAAGAGCCGAUCUACACUCUGCCUUCUCUGCUCAGCAAAAAGGAGGAGACAUUUCUCAAUGAGGCAGGCUUCAACUUUGUAAAAAAGUGCAUUGAGUUGGUUGAAUCGAGAGGUCUCACAACCUUGGGCUUGUACAGAACUGGGGGAGUUAACUCAAAAGUGCAACGACUCAUGACCAGUGUUUUUUCAUCCACAGCUCCCUCAGAUGUGCAGUUGGAUGCCGAGGCUUGGGACAAUAAAACCAUCACAAGUGGUCUGAAGAAUUAUUUCAGAUGCUUGGCAGAGCCUUUACUGACUUAUAGGCUGCAUAAAGAUUUUAUUAAGGCUGCAAGGUAUGAUGACCAGAAACACAGAGUGAGAGCCAUACAUGCACUUGUCCACAAACUGCCAGAGAAAAACAGAAAUAUGUUGGAGAUUUUAGCCAAGCACCUCCUCAGAGUUUCCUCUCAGAGUGAACAAAACAUGAUGACCGUGUCGAACCUGGGCAUGAUCUUUGGUCCCACACUGAUGAGGUCACAGGAGGAGACAGUAGCUGCUAUGAUGAACAUCAAAUUUCAGAACAUUGUUGUGGAAAUUAUUAUUGAAAACUGCAACAAAAUUUUUGGUGAGCCUCCUGACCUGUCAGCGCCUCUGCCUCAGGCUCCUUCGUCUCGCUCGACUCCUCGCAGAAGUAAAGCCAUCUGUCUGUCAUCUGGGAAGAGAAAGGCCCGCCUAUACCCUCCAACUCUGUGCCUGGCAGACAACGACAGUGACACGUUCAGCAGCAGCCCCAGCACUACCCCCAUGGGCAGCCAGGAGUCUCUGUCCUCUCACUCCUCAGAGAAAAAUGGCCAAUCCCAGACCUCUCCUCCUUCGUCUCCCGCUGCAGAAUCUGGCUCAUGCCUUCCGGUAGUUCCCUCCUGCUCCCAAAAUGACUCCAGAGAACCAGACCCUCCUCCUCCCAAGUCCUCCCCUCAGACAUCCUUGUCCUCCUCCUGGACAUCCUCCAAGCUCGGCCUAUCCCAGCUGCAGACCCCCUCAGUGUCCUCCAUGUCCUCUCUAGUUUCAAGCACAGAUAGGACACUUUCAGCUAAAGGCGACUCCACUGUGUCACUGUCUUCACUGAGAGAGUCGAGGACAUCCUUAACUACCCCGUCCCACCAAGAACCCUCCUCUGCUUCAAAGGAUCCCACCAUCCACAAAGCGCCUUCUUCCUGUUCCUUAAAAAACGCCCACUCUCACACUGCUGUUACAGAAACUAAAGUAUCAGAUGAAACACCUAAGCAGCCGCCACGGGCGUACAGGACCUCUUCCUCCUCAUCCUCCUCGUCAUCACUGUUUCCAUAUCGACUCUCCACUUCCUCCUCUCUCACAUCCCUGCACAUUUCAGAAGAUUACAAGAGCUGUCAUGGUUCAGUGCAGAGCCUCAUGUCUCUGGACCCACAGGAAGUGACACGUAAACUGUGUCACAUGCGCUGUGCGUCGGAUAUGAGCCAUAAAGUCACUGCAGCCACCGCCAGCAACGGAUACCAAAGCCCGGGGUCUCUAUCAUCUGUGCGAGGCCCACAGCGAGAAAGUUCAGUGUUUUCCUCAGCCUUAGACAUAUCUGGAAGGGAGGCAAAGGCUCUUUAUUCAUGUGAGGCAGAGCACAGCCAUGAGCUCAGUUUCCCACAGGGGGCGCUAUUCACAAAUGUAUAUCCAUCUGUGGAGCCUGGCUGGCUUCAGGCCACGUACAAAGGUAGAACUGGCCUCAUCCCUGAAAACUACAUCACUUACAUUUAACUGACUUUUAACUUUAACAAUAGACCUUAGGAUGAUUUUUUGUUCCUACAAUAGCUGCUGAUCGAAGAUGUAAUAUAUUUUAUGUAAAUGGACUGAAACAGUAUUUGGUUCUGGACAUUAUGUAUAUAUUCAUUUAUGUAUAUUGGAAUUUUGUUAAACAUUAUGAAACACACAUGACUGACUUUUACUUUGUUUUGCUGAUUUCAAUUAACUAAACUGACCAAAUUAACAUUCAUGAAGAUAAAUGUCUGUGAUUAAAUGAACUGCUAUGGAAUCUGACAUCUACUGAUUGUCAUUAUUUUUGUUGUUGAAAUAAACUAAACAUUUCAUGAAGUUGUUGUUGACUGAUAAGUAUUACAGAUUACACCAGGUAUUACAAUGGAAGAUUUUGUGAUUUCAGACCUCAGCUGAGCUAAAACCUCCAUCCUGGAUCCAGAUCAUUAUUCUGAACUGCAUUAAAUCCAAACAAUUUCUGUUUUUGGUGCAUUACUGACUUUAAAAGGUGACAAUCUGCUAAUAUUUACAUGAAGACAAUGCAUACAAACAAAAUAUAUACACACCAAAUUAAA